Orcinus orca (killer whale) is the source of this 4582-nucleotide messenger RNA. It is a transcript of the gene LCN9, whose product is annotated as lipocalin 9. The record is from RefSeq and is a predicted model, not a curated record. Lineage: Eukaryota; Metazoa; Chordata; Mammalia; Artiodactyla; Delphinidae. Gene Ontology annotation, molecular function: small molecule binding; odorant binding. The transcript has 6 exons.
CGUGAAACUCUAGGUGCUGUGGGGACAUACAAAGGAUGAGAAGAGUGAGCCCUGGGGAGUCAAAGGAAUUCUUGAGCGGGGCCUUGGAGGAAGGGUAAAUUUGAACAGGCAGAGAAGGGAGGGCUUUCCAGAAGGGGUUGCAGCAUGAGGAAAAGAAGAAAGAAGUCAGGGGUUUUUGUAGACGCUACAAUUAAAGGAGAGGCACCUAGUUUGGUCUUUUUCCUCAGGUCAUGCUCCUGACCUUAUAGGAUCCAGAAUGUGAAGAUUAAAAGAAAAUGGACCACUGUAGAAGCUCAGUAAGGGCAGGAAUUUGAGCUAUUUUUGUCAACAGUGUACUCUCAGAGCUUGGACAUAGUAAGCCAACGAUGACUGCUUGUUGAAUAACUAACAUGAUCAAAAGUAAAGAAUAUGAUUAGCUUCCAUUAACUGACCACUUACUAUGUGCCAGACACUAUGCUAAGCUCUUUUGAAAAAAUUUUUAUUUUAUAUUGGAGUAGAGUCGAUUUACAAUUUUGUGUUAGUUUCAGGUGUACAGCAAAGUGAUUCAGUUAUACAUACACAUGUAUCUAUUCUUUUUCAGAUUCUUUUCCCAUAUAGGUUAUUACAGAAUAUUAAGUAGAGUUCCCUGUGCUAUAGAGUAGGUCCUUGUUGAUUAUCUAUUUCAUAUAUAGUAGUGUGUCUAUGUUAAUCCCAACCUCCUAAUUUAUCCCUCCCUUGCCCCACCUUUCCCCUCUGGUAACCAUAAGUUUGUUUUUAAUGUCUGUGAGUCUGCUUCUGUUUUGUAAAUAAGUUCAUUUGUAUCAUUUUUUUAGAUUCCAUAUAUAAGUGAUAUCAUAUGGUAUUUGUCUUUCUCCGUCUGACCUUCUUCACAGUAUGAUAAUCUCUAGGUCCAUCCAUGAUGCUGGAAAUGGCAUUAUUUCAUUCUUUUUUAUGGCUGAGUAAUAUUCCAUUGUAUAAAUAUACCACAUCUUCUUUAUCCAUUUAUCUGUCGAUGGACAUUUAGGUUGCUUCCAUGUCCUGGCUAUUGUAAAUAGUGCUACAGUGAACAUUGGGGUGCGUGUAUCUUUUUGAAUUAUGGUUUUCUUCAGAUAUAUGCCCAGGAGUGGGAUUGCUGGGUCAUAUGGUAGUUCUAUAUGUAGUUUUUUAAGGAACCUUCACACUAUUCUCCAUAGUGAUUGUACCAAUUUACAUUCCCACCAACAGUGCAGGAGGAUUCCAUUUCCUCCACCAUUUAUUUGUAGACUUUUUGAUGAUGACCAUUCUGACUGGUGUGAGGUGAUACCUUAUUGCUGUUUUGCUUUGCAUUUCUCUAAUAAUUAGUGAUGUUGAACAUCUUUUCAUGUGCUUUUGGGCCAUCUGUAUGUCUUCUUUGGAGAAAUGUCUACUUAGAUCUUCUGCCCAUUUUUUGAUUGGGUUGUUUGUUUUUUUUGAUAUUGAGCUGCAUGAGCUGUUUGUAUAUUUUGGAGAUUAAUCCCUUGUUGGUCGCAUAGUUUGCAAAUAUUUUCUCCCAUUCUGUAAGUUGUCUUUUCAUUUUGGUUAUGGUUUCCUUUGCUGUGCAAAAGCUUUUAAGUUUAAUUUGGUCCCAUUUGUUUAUUUUUGUUUUUAUUUUCAUUACUCUAGGAGGUGGAUCCAAAAAGAUACUGCUGUGGUUUAUGUCAGAGAGUAUUUUGCCCAUGUCUUCCUCUAAGAGUUUUACAGUGUCUGGUCUUACAUUUAGGUCUUUAAUCCAUUUUGAGUUUAGUUUUGUGUAUGGUGUUAGAGAAUGUUCUAAUUUCAUUCUUCUACAUGUAGCUGUCCAUAUGCCAAGCUCUUUACAUAAAUAAUUCCAUGAGACACUUACAUUGAUGAUAUGAAGCAGAUUUUCUUAUUUUUCAAAUUAGGUCCAGCCUAUGGCAAAAUGGUUACAUGAAUGAUUUUUAUCUUUGGGACUCCUUAACCCUUUCCCAAAGGGCACAGAAUCCAAUACUUAUGAUUAUUCUUCCCACUGUCCAAACUCUCUUCCAGCCUCCCCAAGCCCGGUGGUGUCAGUACCAUUGGAAUAAACUGGUCCUACUACUGACCAGCAACUGAUGUGCUACCAGGAGAGUCCCAGAUGGACCUCUGGGUAACCUGGGCCCAUGUGUAUGUAAGUACUUGCUCAAUUUUGAUGAGUGAGUCUGGAGGUGACAAUCACUGUUAUCCUUGGGUUUCUUACCUACAGGGAACCCUCGUGUUGUGGUAGAAAUUUCAAACUAGAAAAGAAGGAAAGGGUUUCUGCUUCCACCCCUAACCCAUGUGGGAAGAGAACUCUGGAUCCCUUUUGACAGGACUGCCUCUUUCUGGAUAUUAGGAUGGUGUGCCAGACAUAGACAUGUAUUGCUCAGAUUCCCUCUUCACGAAAGGGCUCAUUGUGCAGCCUUGAGGAGUGUGGUUGGCUCACAGCCACCACUGUUAACUGGUUCAGAUCGGCCUCAACUCCUGAGCUGAGGUAGUGGUCUUCUUGGGGUGGCCUCAUCCACUGACUGUACAAGACUGUGGUACAAGGUCCCAUCCAUUUCUGCCUAACACGGGACUCUUCUCACAUGCUCAGAGAUCCCUGCUGGGCUGACAGAGACUGUCAGAUCUGUGUCAUGGUCUGGCAACUCCCCUUCCCUAAUCCCAUUUCCUCCUUUUUCCUUUCACAAGUGUUACUCCCAGUAAGCCUUUUAUACUCCUAAAUCUGUCUCGGGAUCUGUUUUCCGAAGGACCCAGAUGACACAGAUGGGAUGCUGUUAGCUCCAAGCAACCUUUCAUCAGUGAAGAGAAUGGAUAUUUUAGAACUGGAUUUGAGCCAAUACCAGCAGAAUAUAAUCACCCCGGGUGCCAGGGACCAAGGAGUACUUCAUGUGGCACAUGAAUCAAAUAAGCUCUAUUCCUUGGUAUUCUUCUCGGCACUGACUGUGUCUUGCUAUUAUAUAAGGUGGCUUGAAGGUUCCUACUGGCUUUCUCAAUGAGUGAUUUGUUCAGUUAAUUAAGAGUGUGACUAAAGACAAGGUCACUAAGUCCGUUUCCAGUCAGCUGUUAGUUUCAAUCAAGUUGCCUGUUAUAAAUGGAUUGUCGUCUGGUCAUAUGUGGACUCCAUAAGCCCUUGACCCAUGCUGAGUCAUGACUUAGGCUAGUUGUUUCUCAGCCUCCUGGCAGACUGUCACCCUUCCUGUGGGUCACUUAUAAAAUGCUCUGUGCAGUAUUUUGGUUUGGGGCAAGGAAGUCUUAAUGUGGUUGGUGACCAGCUACUUAACUUCCGGCCACACAUGGGAGGGCAUAGUUUUUGCUUUUUUGGUACGGAAGCAUCUCCUAAUUCCUUAUUAGAAGAGCAAUACUCCUCAAAUUAUCCAUUCAUUCAUCAAAUAUUUUUGGACCAAGAGAGAGUUGCUACUUGCCCUUCCCUUGAUCAGGCUCACAGCUACAUCCCUAGCGUCACAUUUUAGGGAAAUCUACAUGCAGCUUCUUCAGUAAUAACUACCAGCCAGACACACCUGAGGGUCUAAAGCAGUACUUAUUCCUCUUCCAUCUGUCCUUCAUGCUGAAGACAUCAAGCCUCAACCUGUGUCGUGGAGUCAAUAAUUAUAGGGGCUCUGGGAUCAGAUAGUCUUGGGUUCAGAUAUGGGUUCUCCCACUUCCUGGAGGAAAGGUGGUGCCUUGUGGACAAAAAACUGGACCCAGAACAGAUAUAAAAACAGAGGCCCUGGGGAGAGGAGCCGCCGUCAGGGAAAGACUCACUCCCAGUGACUGCAGAGAAGACAGCGCUGUCCCCUGCCGAGAUGAAGCUGCUGUUGCUCUGUCCGGGGCUGACUCUAGUCUGUGCCCACAAGGAAGGAAACCCUGGUGUUGUGAGAAGCAACUUCGAUAUUUCAAAGAUUUCAGGGGAGUGAGAUUCCAUUCUCUUGGCCUCAGACACUGAAGAAAAGAUAGAAGAAAAUGGUAGCAUGAGAGUUUUUGUGGAGCACAUCCAUGCCUUGGAAAAAUUUUCUUUGUUCUUUAAAUUUCAUACAAAGGUAAGUGGAGCAUGUACUGAAAUGUCUUUGCUUUCUGACAAAGCAGGAGAGGAUGGUGUACAUAGUGUUACCUAUGAUGAAGACAAUAAAUUUCGCAUACUUCAAACAAACUAUACUGAAUAUAUUAUUUUUUGUCUCAUGAAUGUCAACAACAAUGAAUCAUUCCAACUGCUGGAGCUCUACGAUCACUGUCUCCAGGCCCGAGGGAGUGGAGUGGCCCAGGCCUCCAGUUCAAUCCGAGAAGCACCUAAUGAGUCUCGUUGUUCUUGUUCUCGUCGGCUUAUUUAGCACUGGGUGAGUGCCACCUCACUUGGGCUCCAGGAUCUUCUCUUCCAUGGUCCCCACAUCAUCUUGCGACAAGUUCUGUGACCCGAUUUCCAUCACUAUCGCACGUGAAGGCAUCAGCUCUGCAUCUUCAGGAUCUCCCCUAAUUAUCUAGGAAGACUCAUCAGCUCACCACAAAGCAAAGUUUCCUGCAAAUUUCUAACUCUCUUUGCCAUAUUCAGCACAACAGUACCAUGAAUAAGACCUUCCUCUACCUGGUCAAUAAAUGAUUCACCUUCCAGUCA